AUGGCGCUAUCAAAGGACAAUUCGCCCCUUCUCCCUGCGCGGAAAGUACUAGUCGUUGUUACAGCUGGUGGUUCAACAAACUCGGGUACGCCUAAUGGUUACCUCAUAUUUUCAAGGUUAAUAUGUUUCGUCUUCACAGCUCCCAUGUUCGAAGUUUGCAAAUAUCUCCAUGAACGAGGACACACCAUCGAGUUUGCCACUUUUGCUGGCCGUGAGGGCUAUACCAACCCUUAUCCGUUUAUUUCCGAUGUUCAUGUAGUAGGACGCGCCAUCACGCCGGAGGAAGAAGAUAAACUCUACAUCCUCUUGAGCGAGUGGAGCUGGAGUGGCAAUGGCCUUCGAAAUUGGAUAGAGGGCAAGAAGUUCUUCGACGCCUUUUGGUCCGAGACCUACGAAAGGCUAAAACUUGUCAUCGAGACCACACGGUCAGACUUCCUCUUUGCGGAUUUCCACGUCGACGCGGCUCGGGACAUGCAGAGAGAGUACAAUCUGCCUCUAGCGACGAUGUGGCCCCAGUGGUCAUACUUCAUGUGCCCUGUACCCUACAUCCCUGGCCGCGUAGGUCCCGAGCCCCGGGUUCAGACCAGCGAGCAUGCGAGCAUGUGGGACCGCUUCAACCAAGACAUACACUUGCUGAAACACCCAAUUGCGUUCGCUGGUCUCUUCCUGACGACAAAGAGGAUGCGCGCAAAGAAGGGGCUGGAGCUUUCCGAGUUCUACCAGACUCACGACAAGACCAUGUUCGUCACAUUUGGCAAGCACGCAGGCCACGUAGAUGGUGUUGUAUGGGCUAUACGUGGCGCCAGCAAGGCAGCCUUUGCAGCUCUGACUGAAGGUGUGAUUCACGCAAAAUCACAUGGCAGGCAAAUCACUCUCAGUAGCACUGAGCUCCUCGAGAACAAGCAUCCGCAUCUCAAAUUCGUCGACUUUGCCCCUCAACGAGCAGUACUUGCGCACCCCUCUACUCGGCUCUUCUUCAGCCAUGUUGGACCCUCGUCAGCGAACGAGAGUCUUUGGCACGGAGUUCCCAUACUGCGGAUAUGA
Messenger RNA from Colletotrichum gloeosporioides, 1044 nucleotides. Its product is annotated as putative UDP-glucose flavonoid 3-O-glucosyltransferase 3. The record is from RefSeq and is a predicted model, not a curated record. Gene Ontology annotation, molecular function: UDP-glycosyltransferase activity. Lineage: Eukaryota; Fungi; Ascomycota; Sordariomycetes; Glomerellales; Glomerellaceae. The transcript is spliced from 3 exons. Bases 1 to 1044 code for a protein of 347 amino acids.